Molecule: messenger RNA, 1471 nt
Organism: Apis dorsata (giant honeybee)
Lineage: Eukaryota; Metazoa; Arthropoda; Insecta; Hymenoptera; Apidae
Gene: mRpL38
Product: 39S ribosomal protein L38, mitochondrial
Exons: 7
Coding region: 175-1371 (398 amino acids)
Cellular component (GO): mitochondrial large ribosomal subunit
Source: RefSeq, a predicted model, not a curated record
CACAGAUAUCACGUAACACGCGUUUGAAUCCUAACCUUACGUAGGAAUCAAUAGCUUUGUAUUUAAUUAAUAUCUUGUAUCAAAUGACAUUUAAUUUUAUUGUUUACAUCAUUGAAAGAGAAGACAAAUUAGCGAUUAAAUUUCUGUAAUUGGUGUAUAUUUAAAAUAUAAGUUAUGGCGAGUACAGCUUUACGAGUUUUUACCAAAAAUGUAUCUUCACACGUGAAAAUUCGUUUUGAACAAGUUCGAUAUGGACAUCAUUUGCGAGGAAAACCACCGACAAUCGCUCUCACUUUGCAACAACGCCUCAAAUUGCUUAAAGAACCUGAAUUACCCAAAGUAAAUAUAGGAUUUUUUGUGCCAAAAAUUUCUAAGGAAAAAAAGGAGGCUAUAAUGGCUGAACGAAAAAAGAAACGAGCCAACAUAAAUUUUGAAAUGCAAAUAAGAAAUGAAAAGAUAUCUCUGAAUUUGGAAGAAGUAAAACAACUUUGGUUAGAAAUAUCUAGUCCAUAUGAUAUUCAUAAAAUUGCAACUCAUUAUGGCAUUUUUCAAGAUUUAUUUGGAGAUGCUUUCUUUUUACCUGUUGUACCACUUGAAAUCAGUUAUAAGAUAGAUGAUGAUACUUCAGUUAAAGUUUAUACAGGAAAUGUUAUAAAACCUGCAGAAGCAUCUGAAAUGCCAUAUGUUAAAUAUAAAGUUGAAGAUGAUACUUUAUGGACAUUAGUGAUGUGCACACCAGAUGGUAAUUUAGAAAAUUCAAACAAUGAAUAUUGUCAUUGGUUUUUAGGAAACAUUCCAGGGAAUAAAUUAGAAUUGGGUGAGCAAAUAAUAGAUUACAUGAAACCAUUUCCAGCUAGAGGUGUAGGUUAUUAUCGUUAUAUAUUUACUCUUUACAAGCAAAAUCAACGAUUAGAUUAUGUAGAAUACAAAAAAGAUCAACCUUGUUUAACAUUAAAAGAACGUAAUUGGAAUACGUUAGAAUUUUAUCGUAAAUAUCAGGAUUAUCUUACACCAGCUGGUUUAGCAUUCUUUCAAAGCGAUUGGGAUCCUACAGUAAAAGAGUUUUAUCAUUCAGUACUAAAUACCAAAGAGCCAAUAUUUCAAUAUGAUUUUCCAAAAUUAUAUGUUAAACCACAAACAUGGUUUCCAAAAAAAGAACCAUUUAAUCUUUAUUUGAAUAGAUAUAGAGAUCCUAGAGAUAUAAUGAAAGAAUAUUUAUUAAGAAGAUUACGUAACACUCAUCCUUUCAAAGAACCUGAACCACCUCUCAAGUAUCCCAACGCUAUUAAGUUCGAUAAGUACUUACCUUCCUGGUUGAAAAUACAAAUUCGAAAGGAACGAUUACAACGGGGCCGAAUUAAUGAUAUCUGAAAUCAAAUAUUUUAUAAAUAAGAAAUUUUAUAGCUUAAGUAAAUUGUAAAAUAUGUUUUUGUAAAUAAAUAAACAGAGAAUAUCAUGAAUGAAAAAAAUA